UCUCGGUCUGGACACAAGCGGUCUCACCACCGCAGCAGCAGCACCCAGUGUUAUAAGCUCUCAAGCGGCGGCAAGCAGCAGCAGCGUUACAAAGCCAUGUGGAAGAUCGCGGUUUCCGCAAUGUGUUUCGCCGUCCUGGCGAACGCCGGUAACAUUGGAGGUGGAUUUGGCGGCGGUGGCUUCGGUGGUGCCGGUUUCGGUAGAGGCGGUGCCGGUUUCGGCGGACACCACGGUGGCGGCAGCUUCGGUGGUCACCACGGCGGUGGUGGCUUCGGCGGAAGCCUGGGUAGUGCUGGACUUGGUGGUGGACUCAGCGGCGCUGGACUCGGAGGCGGACUCGGAGGAACGAGUUUCACCGUCCACCACGGCGGUCACGAUGGAGCUGGUGCUGGCGCCGGCUACGGAAGUGGAUAUGGCGGUGCAGGCGGACUUGGUGGAGGAUAUCGCGGAGGUCUCGGCGGAGGUCUCAGCGGUGGUCUUGGCGGAGGUCUCGGUGGAGCUGGCGGCCGUGGAUACUACGGAAGCGGUGGCGCAGGCGGAGCCUACAGGGGCGACUACGUCGACGAGACUCCCAAACCUUACAACUUUGGCUACGAAGCUCAGGGCCCCGACGGUUCCAGCUCGCGCCAGGAAGCGGGUGACGGUAGCGGCCGCGUUGAGGGAGUCUACACCAUCAGCACGGAGGGCGGACAGAGGAAAGUCAAGUACUCUGCCGACGCCGGUGGAUUCCGCGCCAUCGUCGAGACCAACGAGCCCGGAACUGAGAGCAACAGCCCCGCCGACGUGAACUUCAUUUCAUCGCAGCCACCUGCGUCCGAGCUGGCUGCUAAGUACGGACCUACCGGACCUUCUGCCUACGGUGGAGGCCGUGGUGGAUACGGUGGCGGAGCCGGUGGAUACAGAGGAGGUGCUGGAGGCUACGGUGCUGGAGGAUACGGUCUCGGUGGAGGUCUUGGCGGAGGUCUUGGAGCUGGCUUGGGCAAGGGAGGCUUCGGUCAUGGCGUCGGAGGUGGUCUCGGAGGCCUUGGCGGUGGUGCUGGAGCUUUGGGUAGUCAUCACGGCGGUGCCGGUGGUCUCGGAGGAUUCGCUGGUGCCGGCGGCUACAAAGGAGGUGCUGGUGGGAUCUUGGGAGGAGCCGGGGCCGCCGGGAAGUACGGCGGUGGUGCCGGCGGUGCUGGCGGUGGCUGGCAAUGGUGAAAAUGAAGAAGCCCGUAUGUGUUUGUGCUCGACUUUGUGUGUGCGUGCAUGAGGACGUGCUUGCAGUCGUCGUCAACGUUGUGUCUUUGUCCCCUUUCUGUACGUGUACUGUGCUUUGUUCGUGUGCGUGGGACCGGGUUCAGAGCUUUCGGAGAGCCCCACAAGCAGGGUGCUUCACCUCGUGGUGCAUGGAUAAAUGUGGUGUGGCCCUUUUGUUAUGUUCACCGCGUUUAGGAAAUAAACGUUACUUUUUG
Molecule: messenger RNA, 1451 nt
Organism: Rhipicephalus microplus (southern cattle tick)
Lineage: Eukaryota; Metazoa; Arthropoda; Arachnida; Ixodida; Ixodidae
Cellular component (GO): chitin-based extracellular matrix
Molecular function (GO): structural constituent of chitin-based larval cuticle
Source: RefSeq, a predicted model, not a curated record